Heteronotia binoei (common prickly gecko) is the source of this 7836-nucleotide messenger RNA. RefSeq names its product obscurin like cytoskeletal adaptor 1 (gene OBSL1). Bases 34 to 7638 code for a protein of 2534 amino acids. Lineage: Eukaryota; Metazoa; Chordata; Lepidosauria; Squamata; Gekkonidae. Gene Ontology annotation, molecular function: protein binding. The record is from RefSeq and is a predicted model, not a curated record. The transcript is spliced from 28 exons.
CCUGGCCUCAGCUACUUUGUGAGUGAUCCAGGAAUGGAUGCCUUUGGAGGAGCCCCCCGAUUUCUUGCCUACCCUCGCACUUUCACAGUACAAAGUGGUACCAAUGCAAUCCUGAAAUGGCAGGUGGCUGGUGAACCACGCCCCAGCGUUGCCUGGGAGAAGGAUGGCUCUCUGCUGGAGUUGCCCUCAGGUCGGAUGUUUGUGAAGACUGAUGGAGAUGCAUACAGCCUCCUGGUUUCUCAGGCUGGCCCAGCGGACAGUGGACGCUAUGUGUGCAAAGCCAAAAACACUGUGGGUGAAACCUAUGCCGCUGCUACCCUCAAAGUGGAGACAGCAGAACUGAAACCCACAGGAGAUCAAGACACCCAACCUCCAAUCUUUCUGAACAGGCCAGUCUCAGCACGGGUAACCCGAGGAGAGGAUGUGACAUUUGCUUGCAGGGUCUCAGCCGGGCAGCUUGAGUGGGAAAAGGAUGGCCGUAAACUGACAGAUAUCUUUGAGAGCAGCCAUUACAAAGUGAGUGCGGAGCCUGGCGACUGGCACUCCCUGUACAUCUACAACACCCGUCUCCCAGAUGCAGGGGUCUAUGUAUGCCGGGCACUGAACAGUUUUGGAGAGGCUGUGGCUGCAGCAGCGCUCCUGGUAGACUCUGCACUGUGUGUGCCUCAUAAUGGCAUAUUUCAGAAUGCAUCCCAAAACUGUCAUUUCAAGAAGCAGCCAGAGGUACAUGAUGAUAAGCAGCAGAGACAUCGCCCUGGGCAGAACGUGAUACCAGAAGCCAGGCAGAAUGGAGAGGUGUUCCCAAGCCUACCCGCUGCAAAGGCUUUUACUGUGAACGAAGGGAAACAUGCAAAGUUUCGAUGCUAUGUAACUGGCAAGCCCAAGCCAGAGAUAGUCUGGCAGAAGGAUGGGAAGGUGCUGUCCCCUGGAAGGAGGCAUCUGCUCUAUGAAGACAGGGAAGGCUACUUUAUCCUCAAGGUGCUUUACUGCACAGCACAGGACUGUGGGCUCUAUGUGUGCACAGCCUGCAAUACGGCUGGCCAUACACUAAGCGCAGUGCGUCUUCAUGUCAAAGAACCUCGGCUGCGGUUCCAGAUGUCUUUGCUGGAUGUGGAAGUGCUGGAACGCCAGGAUGCAGUGUUAGAGUGUCAGGUACCUCUAGAGACCAUCCCUACAGUGUGGUAUCUUGAAGACAAGCGCCUGCAGCCCAGUCCCAAAUACCUGAUGGAAGAGCAAGGCUUGCUACGGCGGCUGACUGUGCGGGAUGCUCGGGCUGAUGAUGAUGGCAUCUACUUAUGUGAGAUGGCAGGCAAAGGUCGCAGUGUUGCGGAACUCUCAGUUCAUGGCAUGAUUGUAAAGCGUCUGCCACGGAAGCUGGAUGUGAUGGAAGGGGAGAAUGCUGCCUUCUGUGUGGAGACACGGGAACUUGCGGAGGCGUCAAGUUGGGGACGGAAUGGGCAGGAACUCGUGGAGGCACCACACACCCUGAUUAGGAGCUUCGGUAAAACCCAUCUGUUGGUCUUGGUACAAGUGACACGGCAUGAUGCAGGCGUCAUCACUUUCACAGUGGGCGAGUCACAGACUUCGUCUCAGCUCCGUGUCAAAUGUGCCAAGAGGAUCCCCCCAAGUGCCCCUGUGGCAGCCAGGAUGUGUAUGGCCCAUAGUAAUGCUGCUCUUCUGACUUGGUGUCCACCACCUGAUGCUCACCGCAGCCCACCAAGCAGCUACAUCCUGGAACGGCAAGCGGUCGGAGAUGCUGAGUGGGUGCAUUGCCUCACCACGGACGUUGCCAGCACAGUUGAAGUUCCAGGUGAUGGCGUGCCUCAGGAGGCUGACUACUGCUUUCGCGUGUGUUCUGCCAAUCAAUAUGGGUGCAGCGGGCACGUGGAAUUUCCUGGCUCUGUGCAUCUUGUUCCCAGGGUUCGUGUGCAAAGAGGACUACAAGAUGUUUGGGUUCACGUUGGCGAGGAUGCUGUUUUCUCAGCGCAGCUCUCAGCUGCUGUAAGUGGGAGCUGGUUCUUGAAUGGGAAAAGGUUGGAGGAAGAAGACCAGCAGUGCCAGAUCACCCAAAGUGGGGUGGAUCACACCAUGCGGAUCAACAAUGUGCAGUUAGCGGCCAUGGAGUCCAAGGUGCGAUUUGAGGCCACUGGGGUCAAGGAAUGUGCUGUAUUGCAUGUACAAGCUCCCCAAGUACGCAUCACCCCAGUGCCAGAGGCCAGACGACAUCAAAAACUUUUGGCUGGGAUGCCACUGGUCCUAGAAUGCGAAGUCUCUAUACCUGAUGCUACCAUUUGCUGGCUCAAAGAUAGAAGACCUGUGGCCUCGGAUGACAGUGCACUUGCUGUCCAGUCAGAAGGCAACAUUCACAGACUGCUAAUUCCUUCAGUCUGCGCUUUAGAUUCUGGGACUUACACAUGUGAUGCAGGGGAUGAUGCUAUCAGCUUCACUGUGACUGUGGAUGAACCUCCCGUGAGAGCUGUGCAGUCCAAUGCCAAGGAGGCCCAUGCCUACCAGGUUGCAGAGCCUGUAGUGCUGGCCUGUGAACUGUGCCGCCCUGAUGUUCCUGUGCACUGGUACAAGGAUGGGAAGGUCGUGGAAGAAAGUGAGGCUCUUCUACUGGAAAGUGAGGGGCCUCACCGUCGCUUGGUUAUUCCCUCUGCACAAGUGGGAGAUGCAGGAGAGUUUGUGUGCGACAUGGGUGAAGAUUCUGUCUUCUUCAACAUCACUGUCACAGAACCUCCCGUGAGGGUUGUGCGUUCCAAUGCUGAGGAGGCCCAUGCCUACCAGGCUGAAGAUCGUGUGCAGCUGGCCUGUGAACUGUCCCGCCCUGAUGCUCCCGUGUGCUGGUACAAAGAUGGGGAGGAGGUGGAAGAAAGUGAGGCCCUCUUGCUGGAGAGUGAAGGUCCCCAUCGCCAGCUGAUAAUUCCCUCAGCACAAGUGCAUGAUGCGGGGGAGUUUGUGUGUGAUGCUGGUGGAGAUUCUGCCUUCUUCAACAUCACUAUCACUGAGGCACCUGUGCAAAUUGUGCACUCCAAUGCAGACGUGGCCCAUAUUUAUCAAACCUCAGAACACGUGGUUUUGGCCUGUGUGCUUUCCCGCCCCAAUGUUCCUGUCCACUGGUACAAAGAUGGGGAAGAGGUGGAAGAGGGGGAACGCUUGCAGCUGAAGAGUGAAGGAACUCACCAACAGCUCAUCCUUAGCUCAGCACAGGUGGAAGACACAGGCGAAUUCGUAUGCGAUGCAGGCGGUGACUCUGCCUUCUUCAGUGUUACUGUUGCAGCUCCUAAGGUACAUAUCACUCCUUUGUCAGAGGCCCAGUGCCUUCGUAAAGUCCUAGCUGGGAUGCCUCUCCUCCUGGAAUGUGAGGUCUCUGCCUCUGAUGUUCCUGUCCAGUGGUUCAAAGAUGGAGAUCCUGUGCCCUUGAAUGAUGACAACCUCACUGUCCAAUCAGAGGGCUGUAUUCGUCAGCUGUUAAUCCAUUCUGCUUGCCCAUUGGACUCAGGGACAUACACAUGCAACACAGCUGAUGACUCCAUAGACUUCACUGUGACAGUGGAUGAACUGCCUGUUCGUGUUGUGCGCUCCAAUGCGGAUGCAGCUCACGUGUACCAGGUUUCACAACGUGUGGUGCUGGCCUGUGAGCUAUCCAGCAUAGAUGCUCUUGUUCACUGGUAUAAGGAUGGUGAAGAGGUAGAGGAGAAAGAUGGCUUCCUGUUGGAGAGUGAAGGGCCCCAACGCCGUCUGGUCAUGGUUGCUGCUCAGGUUCAGGACACAGGAGAGUUUGUGUGCGAUGCUGGUGGUGAUUCUGUCUUCUUCAAUGUUCUUGUUGCUGAGCCCCCCGUGUGGAUUUUGCAGCCAGUGGAGCGUUCGCUGGAGAAACAAGUGUGGGCGCUCGAACGCCUGGAACUGAGUUGUGAGGUGUCCGUGCCUGAUGCUCCUGUGCGCUGGUUCAAGGAUGGCCUGGAGGUGGAUGAAACACACAACCUCUUGCUGCAGACAGAGGGUGCUAAGCGCCUCCUUGUUGUCCUGCAGGCCAGAGCUGAAGAUGCUGGAGAAUACAUCUGCGAAACCAAGGAUGACUCCGUCUCCUUCGAUGUCAGAGUUUCAGGGCCCCCUGUGAAGAUCGUGUGGCCCCGCAGGUCUCCUUCUGUCCUGAAGGUCUCAACGGGGGAGACAGUGACUCUGGCCUGUGUGCUCUCUCAUGGGAAUGCGCCUGUCUGCUGGGUUAAGGACAGUGUCACGCUAGAGGCCAACAGCGGCCUUGUCCUGGAGGAGGAGGGUAACCAGCGGUGUCUGGUCAUCCCUGCAGCUGGCCCAGAGCAUUCUGGGAAAUACAUCUGCAACGCUGUUGAUGACACCAUGACCUUCACCAUCCAGGUGUCUGACCCCCCGGUACGGAUAGUGGGGCGUGAUGAGUUGCAAACUCAUCACCGCUGCUUGGCUUCAGAGGAUCUGGUACUCUCGGUGACAUUGUCUUGCCCUAAAGGGGAGGUGAAGUGGUACAAGGAUGGGGAGAAACUGCAGGACACAGACCGUGUGCGAUUGGAGCAGGAUGGGGCACACCAUUCGCUGGUGAUCCUGGGAGCAGAACGCUGUGAUGCAGGGGAGUAUCUGUGUGACAGUGGUGACGACAGCCUCAUUUUCUACGUCAAAGUAGAGGAGCCCCCCAUCUCCAUUGUGGGAAAUACAGGGGUGCCAGAAUACCACUCCUUGACAGCUGGAGAUGCUCUGGUGUUGGCUUGCCAAGUGUCUUUGCCUAGCGCUGCUGUACACUGGAUGCGGAAUGGAGAGGAGCUUGUACCCAGCAGACGUCUUCAUAUCGAAGCUCAUGGAACAUACCGGCAACUCACCAUUGUUGGAACCAAACCAGAAGACUCAGGUUCCUACGUCUGUGAUGCAGGCACUGACCGGAUGGUGUCCACAGUGGAAGUUGCAGCACCCCCUGUGCGCAUUGUGAAUAAAAAUGAUGCCCAGGUGCCUUUAGAAGUACAGGAAGGAGAGAACGUGACGCUGGUGGCCCGGCUCUCACAAGAGAAGUCUCAGGUCCAUUGGCUGAAGAACAUGCGCCCAAUUUAUCCUGGACCACAAGUAAUAAUUAGUAAUAACGGAUUGGUGCGCAGCCUCACCAUCAGGCAAGCUGAGCCAGGCGACAGUGGCAUCUUCAGCUGUGAUACUGGAGAUGAUGAAGUGCAUUUCACAGUGUGCGUGCGAGAGGCCCAGGUACUGUUUGUGCCGAAACUAGAACAUCCAGAGAAGGUACUGGUGCUGGAGGGGAGCAGUGCAGUGCUCUCGGCAAUUGUCUCCAAGGAGCUGGCUGUGGUAACCUGGGAGGGCCCUCGAGGUGCCUUGGUGGCAGGAGAACACUGCCAGCUACGCAGAGAAGGGCGUGUGCACAGUCUCCUGCUUAGCAAUGUGAGCAAGGCUGAUGCUGGCGAGUACCUGUGCCAUUCCCAUCAUGACCAGAUGCGUUUUGAGCUUAGUGUCAAAGAACUGCCGGUGAAGUUUGUCCGGGGUCUCUCAGAUGUACCAGCGCUGCAGGGGGACACAGUGCUGUUUUGGUGUGAAUUGUGCAAAACCAAGGGUGAUGUAUUGUGGCUGAAGGAUGGCCAAGAGCUGGAACCAAAUGAGCGCCGGGAGAUUCGAUCAGAGGGCCGAGAGCGUUCUUUGACCCUGAGCCAUGUGAGGCCCGAGGAUGCUGGCGAGUACUCCUGUGAGACCAAGGAUGACCGCACCCUGGCUGUCCUCACAGUACAGAUCCCCAGGUUCGUGGAGAUCAUUUCUGAGCUGCACAACUUAACAGUGUUGGAGGGGGAUGAUGCUACCUUCAAAGUCGUGAUGUCUCCUGACAAUGUGGCCCCGAAGUGGCAGUUGAAUGGCCAAGAGGUGGUAUCCAGUGAACGGUUUACCACAACGAGAAAUGGGUUGUGCCAUACCCUCACAAUACGACAGUGUCGGCUCAGCGACAGUGGCACUGUAACUGUCAGUGCAGAAGGCCUGGUGAGCACAGCUAGGCUGAGUGUACAAGAGGCUCAGGUGCUGUUUGUGCAGACACUGCAUGACUUGGUGGUUGAGGAGGGUCAGGACAUGCACUUGGAGGUGAAGCUGAGCUUGGAGAAUGCUGAGGUGCAGUGGAUGAAGCAGGGCAUCCUGCUCCAGCCAUCUGUCAAAUACUCCAUGGAGGCACAUGGGCAUCAGCGAGCCCUCACCAUUCACAACGUUGAACUUUCCGACCGAGGCACCUACCGUUGUGAGAGCCUGCAUGACCGCACCCAAGCCAAGCUGAGUGUUGAACCCCGAAGAGUGACAGUGAGGAAACCACUACUGGAUGUGGAGACUGUUGAAAAGGAAACUGUGACAUUUGAGCUGGAGCUGUCACAUGCCAAUGUGCCUGGGAUAUGGACACGGGAUGGCAUCCGCAUGAAGCCUAGCUCCACCUGCCGAGUGAGCGCUACUGGCUGCGUGCACAGCCUGACACUGAUGGGGCUCACCCUAGAUGAUUCGGGUACUGUGGCCUUCACUGCUGACACUGUGCGGAGCAGUGCCCGUCUUCUGGUCCGAGAGCCACCAGUCACUAUGCUGCGCUUCCCCCAGGAUAUGAGCAUUCCUGAGACAGGCUUGGCCACCUUUGAGUGUGAGCUGUCCAGGCCUCUGGCUGAGGUGAAGUGGUACAAGGAUGGGGAGGAGAUACAGAUAGGACCCAACUGUCGCAUGUACUCAGUGGGUCGCAGACGCCUCUUGCAGCUUAGCCAUUGCAGCCUUGAGGAUGCAGGCGAGUACAUGUGUGACGCUGGCGACUGCCAUGCUUCAGCCAGACUGCGUGUUUUUGAACGUCAGGUUCAGAUUGUGCGGGAGCUGGAAGAUGUGCGUGUUCGGGAGAACGAAAAUGCUGUCUUCAUGUGUGAAGUGUCACUUGAAGAAGUGAAAGGUGAAUGGUUCCUGGAUGGGGAGAGAAUCAAAGUAACCAGCACAGUGAAAAUAAGGCAGGAAGGGACACGACACUUUCUGCUUCUGUGCUGCGUCCGUCCUGAAGAUGCAGGGCAAAUCCGAUUUGUGGCCAAGGCAGCCACUUCGGAAGCCUGCCUGGAAGUGGAGGCAUUGCCCAUCCGCAUUGUAAAGCCACUGCGGGACAAGACUGUGUUAGCGCGGCAUAAAGCUACACUGGAAUGUACCGUGUCUCAGUCUCGUGGGCGAGUGCGCUGGUUUCGCGGUGACACAGAGAUAUUUGCUGGCCAGAAAUAUGAAAUCUGCAACUUGGAUUGUUACCGAACUCUUGUCAUCCACUGCGUUGAGCCCGCGGAUGAAGGCCUGUAUACUUGCGAUGCACUGGAUGAUCGCUCCACAGCACAUCUCCUGGUGGAGGCUGAAGGGAUCCAGGUGGUGCGGGCCCUGCGCAACGUGGAAGUGGUGGCUCCUUCAGAAGCACACUUUGAAUGUGAAAUAUCGGGUCCAGGGUCAUGCACCCCCCAGUGGAGCCUCAAUGGGGAAGAGUUACGACCUAGUUCACAAGUGCAAAUGGAGAGUGUGGGAUACAUACAUAGGUUAAGGCUGUGCCGGACCACUCCUGGCAUGAGUGGGAUGGUGAAGGUUACUGUUGGCAGCGCCCGCUCCAAGGCCCGGCUCACAGUUCGAGAGUGCUAGCUUUGGGAACGGCCCGCUUUCAGGAGAGUUGUAUGUGGAUAUAGAAAGGUCAUGGCUGCCAGGAGAAUGUGGAGAUGGCAAGUUUAAUGGUUGCGUGGACAAACAGAAGAAUGGACACACAGACAAUUCCUUUUACUGUCUCUCUGUUCUGCAUGCCAAGGGAAACAGGUUCUGCUUUAUUAAAUGUUCAAUUCCUGA